UUAAUUACAGUCUCUGUAACAGAUCCGCCAAAGGUGGUUUCCUGAUUAAUGACUGCCUGAGGUUACCAUCCUCAAACUAUUAAGCCCUUGGAAAUCGCCUGUGGCUGGAUCAUUAAUACCCACGCAUAGACCCUCAUUUCAUUCCGCCGAGUAUCUGCAACUUAGCGGUCUGGUUUUCAGCUUUAUUUUACCGAGGAUGCUGGAGCCGAGGAGGGGUAUGGACCCCUCGGAGAACCCAUACCCACCCUAACCUGUGGCUAGCUCGCUCACUCGUUUUGCUCCUUGGCACCCGCCAGGGCCCCCGCCCCUCGCUUCGCCCCAAUCCUUCCAAACAAGGUUCCCUCCUGCCACCUGCCGGCCCACUAGGGUCUGCGCCACGGGCUCGGCGCCACAGCGCAGCUCGCGGGGAGGCGCCCCCGCCUCCUUACUGCACAUGCCCGGCUGAAGUCCGGGCGCGCAACUUUGCAGAACCUCUCCGCCGCGUCCCUCCCCGCCUCAGUCUCCUCAUUCCUCUCCCAGGCGAGAGGACCAGCGGAGGCACCUCUCCCGGGUCUUAGACCGCAGAGUCUGAGACUUAGAGAGAGGAGCCUGGGAGGAGACAGACUCUCUCUUCCCCCUUUUCCCAUCCCUUCUUCUUGCUCAGAGAGGCGAGCGGAGGCGCGGAGCUUUAGAAAGUUGAGUGGUCAGGAAGGUACGUGCUUCCCUUUUCCCCCCUCACACCGAGGUGGGGCUGGGACCUCCGGACCCAGCUUCUCACCUCGUGGGGUGCACCUUUUUCGGCUCCAGCAGCCGAUGCGCAUCGGAGCCGCUCUCUGCAGAGCCAGAGGGCGGGUGGGCUUCUCGGUGUGCGCCUAAGAGAAUGGAUCGUAGGUCCCGGGCUCAGCAGUGGCGCCGAGCUCGCCACAACUACAACGAUCUGUGCCCACCUAUCGGCCGCCGGGCAGCCACCGCGCUCCUCUGGCUCUCCUGCUCCAUCGCGCUCCUCCGCGCCCUUGCCACCUCCAACGCCCGCGCCCAGCAGCGCGCGGCCGCCCAGCAGCGCCGGAGCUUCCUUAACGCCCACCACCGCUCCGGCGCCCAGGUGUUCCCCGAGCCCCCCGAAUCUGACCACGAGCACGAGGAGGCAGACCUCGAGCUGUCCCUCCCCGAGUGCCUAGAGUACGAGGAAGAGUUUGACUACGAAUCCGAGAGCGAGACCGAGACCGAGUCUGAAAUCGAAUCCGAGACCGACUUCGAGACCGAGCCUGAGACCGCCCCCGCCACUGAGCCCGAGACCGAGCCCGAGGACGAGCGCGGCCCCGUGGUGCCCAAGCACACCACCUUCGGCCAAUCUCUCACCGAGCGUCUGCACGCUCUGAGAUUGCGGAGCCCCGACGCCUCCCCGAGUCGCGAGCAGCCCAGCACUCAGGAGCCCCAGAACCCCAGGCAGGGGGAGGAGCCCGAGCCCGAGGACAAGGAUCCGAGGGACCCCGAGGAGUCCGAGGAGCCAAAGGAGGAGGAGAAGAAGCAGCAGCGCCGCUGCAAGCCGAAGAAGCCCACCCGCCGCGACCCAUCCCCGGAGUCCCCUUCCAAAAGGGGACCCAUCCCCAUCCGGCGUCACUAAUGGAGGACGCCGUCCAGAUUCUCCUUGUUUUCUUUGACUCAGGUUAGUUGCCCACCGCUAAACUGGGGAAGCCUGGGGUCGGUGUGGGAGCCCGCGGGAGGAGAGGAGGGAGAAGGAGAGGCAGGUUAGGAGGAAGGUGGGAAGAUAGCAGGCUCAGCUAGCCAGCCCGGGAGGUGGGUGGGGGUGCCGCCGGCAGGCUGGGAAAGGCUCCCCUGGGCGCCGGGGACGGCGCCGGGGGCGCCCAGGUGGCCAAAGGCUUGUUGCACGACGGUGCGCUCCUGGCGCCGGGCUGGAGACAGCCUGAGGUCUCCGAGCUGGUGUCCAGGACGCGCGCCCAGAAUCCCCGGCGCGCCCCAGGUUUCCAGCUGCACACCGAAAAGGCACGGGUAAGUCACUUGUUUCAUGCGCUCUUUUCCCCCCUCUUAAACACUGGCCUCAAACCGGUUGGCCUUGGCAGGCGCCCGAAACGUGGUUCGGAGGUGCGCGCGCCAACUUUUCACCGUGCGAGAGCUGCCGCGCUGUAGCGACACUGUUGCAAUGUGCGAAAAGUAAUCACACCGGGAUUGGGCGAGAACUCCGGAGGCUGCCGGCGCCGGGAAAAGUCGCGCGCGGCGCUUUAAGACACUCCGAGCCUGGAGCCCAGGUCCCAGCGCUGCCAAUUUGGAGCCGCGGGACCUCGGCGCCAGUGCUCCCCGCGGCUGUGCCCUAGUCCUGGCCGCCACCACCCCUCUCCGGGCGCUCACGGGGCGGGAGUCCGCUGCAAAGAGCGUGCGCACCUGCCCGCGCGCUCCAGAGCCGACCUCCUCAGGACCGCCCGCGGUUCCCCACGAAUCACGCGUACUUGGAGGGCUGGCAGAGAAGGUACGGGAGUCUUAGGGGGUGCCCCCACCGGCUACCAGGGUUAGUGGCGCGGGCUUGGUCACGUCGGGGCAUCGCUAACCUUUUGGCGCAGCUGAUCUGGCGGCGGGGCCGGGUGCAGCCUGACUGGAGAGGUCUGGGGCUGUUUGCGCACGGACCUGGGGACAGAAGAGAGGGGCUAAGAGGCCCGCGAGGCGGUGCCGAGCGGAAAGGUAAAGCGGCACAAGGAACGGGGCUGGAGAGGGGAUCGCGUCUUUCAUCGGGGUACCCUACAAUGCGUCCCCAAAGAGCACAGCACUACCGCGCCAGGGAAAGGUGUUGGAUCCGAUCCGACGCAAGUCCUUCGGGGAUCGGUCAAGAGGGGGGCAGGGGCCGGCGGCGGCUUCGGCAGCCUCGGGGAGGGGAGGCGGCGCACCGGCCAUUUUCCGCUCGGGUGGAGCUAAGUUUGGAAUCCGUAACCUGGAGGUGAAACCGCCCUGGUGUCCGAGCACAAAAACGGCUGCCAUCCGGUAACGCAUCUUCGGUGCGUAAAGUGUGUCAUCUUCGGUGCGUAAAGUGUGUCUUACCUGCCAGUCCUGGAGGAAAAGACUGACAAAUGAAAUGUAUUUUACAAAACCUCACCCGGUAUGGAAAUUGAUGUUUUCUUGGUGCGCGCGUGCGUCUCGCUUUGCGCGGGUUUGGGCUUGUCUGCGGAGAAUGAUUUGGGGGGAGGGGGAGUGAACCGUUUUUAGGCUGGAAAGGAAAGGAUCAGUCGGGUUCUUAAACUCCUAGGGGAAGGAUGAGGCCGGAAGGAACACACUUUUCUUGGUCCUCCUUCCAGGUCUCUUCCUUGGGAAAGGCGUCGCGGCGCCCCAGAACUUAGU
This is a messenger RNA of Acinonyx jubatus (cheetah), 3324 nucleotides long. Its product is annotated as neuroendocrine secretory protein 55. Bases 860 to 1603 code for a protein of 247 amino acids. Lineage: Eukaryota; Metazoa; Chordata; Mammalia; Carnivora; Felidae. The transcript has a single exon. Gene Ontology annotation, biological process: response to parathyroid hormone. The record is from RefSeq and is a predicted model, not a curated record.